Acomys russatus (golden spiny mouse) is the source of this 4192-nucleotide messenger RNA. RefSeq names its product WASH complex subunit 2C (gene Washc2c). Gene Ontology annotation, biological process: protein localization to endosome; retrograde transport, endosome to Golgi. NCBI's taxonomy places the organism in Eukaryota, Metazoa, Chordata, Mammalia, Rodentia, Muridae. Bases 27 to 4013 code for a protein of 1328 amino acids. The transcript has 30 exons. The record is from RefSeq and is a predicted model, not a curated record. Gene Ontology annotation, cellular component: WASH complex; early endosome. Gene Ontology annotation, molecular function: retromer complex binding; phosphatidylinositol phosphate binding.
AGCGCUUCUUCUCUUCUUCACUGCAGAUGAACUGCACGAGCCCCGACUCGGAGCGGCCUCCGGCGUCCGAGCCCGUGUGGGAGCGGCCCUGGUCGGUGGAGGAGAUCCGCCGCAGCAGCCAGAAUUGGUCGCUGGCGGCCGACGCCGGCCUACUACAGUUUCUCCAGGAAUUCUCACAGCAGACUAUCUCCAGGACCCAUGAAAUCAAGAAACAGGUAGAUGGAUUAAUUCAGGAGACCAAAGCAACACACUGUCGUCUGCAUAAUGUCUUCAACGACUUCCUUAUGCUGUCCAAUACCCAGUUCAUUGAAAAUCGUGUGUACGAUGAAGAAGUGGAGGAGCGGGGACUCAAGGCUGAGGCAGAGAAAGCGGAACAGGAGAAGACUCGGGAACAGAAAGAAACAGAUCUGAUUCCUAAAGUCCAGGAGGCUGUGAGCUAUGGGCUGCAGGUCCUGGAUAGUGCGUUUGAGCAGCUCGACAUAAAAGCAGGGAACUCGGACUCUGAAGAAGAUGAUGCCAACGAGCGGGUGGAACUGAUCCUGGAACCGAAGGAUCUCUACAUUGACCGUCCUCUACCCUACCUCAUUGGGUCAAAGCUCUUCAUGGAGCAGGAAGAUGUAGGGCUUGGAGAGCUGUCCAGUGAAGAAGGCUCUGUAGGCAGUGACCGUGGGAGCAUUGUGGACAGUGAAGAAGAGAAAGAAGAGGAGGAAUCAGAUGAAGAUUUUGCCAGUCGUAGUGAUAAUGACCAAAACCAGCAUCCCACACAGAUGAGUGAUGAAGAUGAGGAUGAUGAUGGUGACCUAUUUGCUGACUCUGAGAAGGAGGGGGAUGAUAUUGAGGACAUGGAGGAGAAUGCUAAGUCUAAAAGGCCUACAUCUUUUGCUGAUGAACUGGCAGCUCGGAUCAAAGGAGAUAUCUCAAGCCAGCGGAAGGAGGAACAGACGGCAGAUGGAAAACCUCAGAGGACAAUGAAGGAGAGGAAGGAAAGGAGAACGCCUGCAGAUGAUGAAGAAGAUGUCUUGUUCCCACCCCCCAAGUUGACCGAUGAGGACUUCUCACCAUUUGGCUCUCGAGGUGGUCUGUUCAGUGAAGGGCAGGGACUUUUUGAUGACGAAGAUGAGAGUGACCUCUUCAGGGAGCCCUCCCAGGAUCGGCGAGCACACGCUCCUGUUAGUGAAGAAUUUCCAUCCCCCAAGCCUGGAAAGAAAAUCCCAGCAGGGGCUGUUUCUGUACUUUUAGGGUAUGCUGAUGUGUCUGGGUCUGCCCCAUCACUGAAGGAGUUCCAGAAACAUGAGCAGCCCACUCCAGGGAAAAGCCCACAUCUGCCAACUCCUGCCAGCCUCUUUGAUGAUGAUGAUAAUGACAAUGACGAUGAUGAUAACAACCUGUUUGUGCCAUCUUGUAGCAAGCCUUCCAAGACUGACAAAAUCAAGUCCACUGCCAUUAUCUUUGAUGAUGAGGAAGGAGAUCUGUUCAAUGAAAAAGCAGCAGCUUUGCCAGAAGCUUCUAUGAGUCAGACCGAUGGAAACAAAACACGGGCAGAUAAAACGGUCACCUUACCUUCCAGCAAAAGUCUGAAGCUUGUGUCAGAAACAAAGACUCAGAAAGGUUUGUUUUCAGAUGAAGAAGACUCUGAGGAUUUGUUUUCUUCUCAAAAUUCAAGUAAGCCAAAAAGUGCAUCACUUCUGCCCAGCCAUCCCCCCACAUCAGUCUCUCUUUUUGGUGAUGAAGAUGAAGAGGACAGUCUUUUUGGGAGUACAGCAGCUAAGAAGCAGACUUCAUCUCUACAGCCUCAGAGUCAAGAGAAACCGAAACCCUCAGAGCAGCCCCAAAAGAAAGCGUCCGCCUUGUUGUUCAGCAGUGAUGAGGAGGACCAGUGGAAUAUUGCUGAUUCACGUACCAAGUUAGCACCUGACAGUAAGUCCAAAGGAGAACUGUGGGACUCAGGGACCACCCAAGGCCAAGACACGAAAGCUGUGAAGAAGACCAACCUGUUUGAAGAGGACGAUGAUGAAGUUGAUCUGUUUGCUAUUGCCAAGGAGAGCCAAAAGAAGACACAGAGAACCUCACUUCUCUUUGAAGAGGAUGCUGAUAGUGGAAGCUCUCUGUUUGGCCUUCCUCCUGAGUCUGCUCCUCCUGCAGCAAUGACAAAGGAGAGCAUCCCCAAAGUGCCAUCGUUGUUUAGUGAUGAGGAGGAAAAUGAGGUUCCAUUGGCUGUGAAACCUGUGGAUGAGAAGGUUGAUAAUGCCAAAGUGUCUCGAGAAGCAGUGACUGCUGACAUGGCCAAAGUGUCCCGAGAAGAAGGACUUUCGACUGCUUCUCAUCAGGAAGAAGUUGAGCCUUCUGAUUUAUUUUCUUCUUCAUCUCCGUUGGACAAAGGAACCAAGGGCAGAACCAAAACUGUCCUUAGUUUGUUUGAUGAGGACGAGGAUAAAGUGGAAGAUCAGAGCAACACGUAUGCGCCACAGGAUGGACUGGAGAAGGGUCUCAAAACCAAUGGCCGCCCUAAGAGCACGGGAGUCUUCCAGGAUGAGGAGCUGCUUUUCAGCCACAAGCUGCAGAAGGACAAUGACCCAGAUGUUGACCUUUUUGCUGGCACCAAAAAGACCAGGCUGUCAGUGCCAAGUGGUGGGAGCCUCUUCGGUGAUGAUGAAGAUGAUGAUCUUUUCAGCUCGGCCAAGACUAAGCCUGUGGUACCAGAAAAAAAGGGAACACUGAAAAAAGACCACUCUGUUUCUUUAAAGAAUCAGAAACCUCCUGAAUCUACUCAAGGUAGCAAAGAAAAAAGCAUAUGGAAAGCAGAAGCAGCACAGGAUUCUUCAGCUCUCCCUCCAUUUAAAAGCAGAGAGCCAUCCAGUCGGAUCGGGAAAAUACAAGCAAAUUUAGCAAUUAACCCAGCAGCCUUGCUGCCUACAGUGGCUCUGCAGACACCAGGAAUAAAGCCUGUUUCUUGUGAAUUAGCUUUUCCUUCAUCUGAACCGGGAAGGAGCCACAUUCAGGAAAGUGUGCCCACUCUGCCCGGGAGUGAGGAGGCUGGUGUGGGUUUCGAUCUUCCAGCGCAGGCAGACACCUUACACAGUGCAAACAAGAGUCGUGUUAAAGUGAGAGGAAAGCGUAGACCACAGACUCGUGCUGCUAGGCGGUUGGCUGCCCAGGAGUCCAGUGAGGGUGAGGACCUGAGUGUCGCACAGUUGGCCAGUAGUUCCAUCUUACCAAAUGGCCAUCAACCUCCUCUGCAGCCCAUGAUGGCCAGUGGAGAGAUCAGCUCUGAGAAAGCCAUGGCCCCAGCUGCUCCACCAUGGGAACGCGGUCCUGUGUUGUCCGCGGUGGACAGCAGCUUCUUUGUGACGUCUCCACCUCAGACUGGAAUCGAGCCAGACCUGUUUGAUUCUGGGGACAUCUUUUCCAAGAGUGUAGGACCACAGUCCAUGGAGGGCACCACAGUCCUGGCAGUAGAGACCGCAGCCCACCUGUCAGGAGGGCGUACGGAGAAGAGCCUUGUGUUUCCUGAUCUCAGUGAGGCCAGCAGUGCCGAUGAUCUCUUCCAGUCUGUCAGGCCAAGACCAACAAAGAAAAGAAACCCUUUCCCCCUCCUUGAAGAUGAGGAUGAUCUGUUUGCAGAUCAGAAAGGCAAAAAGAGUGAGUUGAAAUCUGACAGCCAUCAGGACAUCAUGUCAAAAACGCAAGACAUUUUUGAGGAUGAUAUAUUUGCUACAGAAGCAAUUAAACCUUUUCCAAAAAAAAGAGAGAAGGAGAGAACAUUGGAACCCAACUUAUUUGAUGAUAAUAUUGAUAUCUUUGCUGACUUAACUGUAAAACCCAAAGAAAAGCCCAAGAAGAAAGUGGAAGCCAAGUCUAUGUUUGAUGAUGACACAGAUGAUAUUUUCUCCUCUGGCCUCCAAGCUAAACCAUCUAAACCCAAAAGCCAAUCUGCAGAGGCGGCAUCUGAACUAAGAUCUGAGCACAAAGUGUCCAACAUUUUUGAUGACCCCCUGAAUGCGUUUGGAAGCUAAUAGCGCAUGCUGGGUAUUCACAGUUCACCGCCCAGUCUGUCUUUCAGUUAUUGAUGCUAUCUCCUUCACAUACUGUCUUCACUGGAUUACAGAAGUAAAUACUCAAACUAGUUCAACUUUUACCCAGUGUAGCUCAUAUUUUUUUGCACUGAUUUUAAUUAUGCUUAAAAUUACAAAUA